CAUUCCGAUCCCAGAGUCCGUUUAUCAGGCUUGACUUACAGGCAACCAAUUUCUUCGUAAAAGGAAUAUCACGCGCGACUUAACCUAACUUCGAAUGACGAAACGACAAAAACGAUCGACGUGAAACUUCAAGUAAUUAUCAAUUUACGGCUUGUCUUUUUUUCGUAAGACGCCUAAUUUUACCCACUCGUAACAACGCAGGUCGGUACUGUCUUGUACCUGGAUACUAAUUGCCUUAAUAAUUAACGCCUCCGCGGUCAUCAUGCUCGCUGAACUAUACGGAACUUCCAUAGCCCUCUCGGUCGAUAAAACAGAUCCACUUCGCUUCGUAUUUCUUUCAACGAACGUUAAGCGCGUUUAACGACGGCACGAUUAUUCCGGAAAUAUACAAACUGUUGGGCGAGUUUUCAUUCCCACGAGGGGAAAAAAAAUAGUCGCGAACGAUAUUACCAUAGUAAGAAAAAAAGGAAAUUAUUAAAUUUAUAGAAAACGUAAUGCGCAGUUCACACCGGUUCGUAUAAUUUUUAUUUUAUAAAUCAACAUUCCAGCGAUACUUCACUCGGUAUAUACUUAGUUCGUUAAAAAAAAAAUUUUUUAAAUAAAAAAACGUUAAGACUCAAGCGCGCGAAAUACGUAGCCGUUUAACGCUCCACAGAAUUAUUCACAAGGAAAAACUUUUUUUUUUCUCUUCAUCUUCCCUUACAUCUCGCUCCCUUCCUCAUGAUCCUCAAACUCUCUCUUAUCCACUUCAUCCCUAUAAGAUAAUCCGAACCGAGUAUAGAAAACGAGGAGAGCUUCCAGCGGGGUAAAAAUCCGAUUUAUCACGAUUUGUUAAGCAACGCCCAGACAGGAUUGACUAUCGCGUUAAAACCCCGUAUCCUUCGUCACGUAUUUCCCAGCUCCAGUAGCAAAGAACUUGAUGAAAGAUAAAAAGAGACAUUUUCGCCAAACGUACCCGACAGCUCUAAAGCCGAUAGGAUACUUCCGCCGAAGUGAAAAAAAAAAAAAUAAAAUAAAAUAAAAUUCAUCCAGCUCCAAAAGUAAUACGUAUUUUCAAAUGCGCGACUUUUUAAACGGAAGCAAAUUAAUAUAAAUCAAAUGAACUAAAUUUAAAAACUAUUCCCUCCGUUCACCCCUAUUUUCCCAUUCUCUAAUAAUCUCGGGUUCAGUCUCCUCGAACCAUUAUUCGAAUAUCCCGCCAAAAUCGUAUCAAUCCAUUGAUUGACACUUUGAACGUGCCGCUACGAUAUUCUCAUUAAUGUCGAUACACGCGUUUGGUUUGAAGCGUCGAAUAUUGUCGAGCGAGCAAACAAAGCCGCGUAUCAGCAUACACAGUCUAUACUGCACUAUCCACAGUGUGAAUAUAGCGCGGCAGGAGUACAGAGUGCAAGCAUGUAGUAUAGAGUGCAACGUGCAUAUGAAAUCGAGUACAUUAAAAUAUAUAUAUAUAUAUAGUCUACACGAUAUUUAAUGUUAAUAGUUUCCGUGUGAUAAAAAAAGAAAAUAACGCUGAGUAAAUACAGGAUUGACAUAGUUUGAGUAAGGUUAGGUUAGUUUAGGUUAAAAUUCUCCCCAUCCCAUCGUAAGAUCCACUCAUCUCCGCCUAAGGAUGCUGCACCGACGUCUGAUUUAAUUAUCCCAAUUAAUGCAACUAAUUAGUCAGGCAUAACACGGAGCGUUAAAUAGGGCCGAUAAUCCGCUGACAUUAAAGCCAGAAAAUGUCGACCGAACGGGUAGCAGGUUACACGUAUAAAGAGUAAUGAUAGGUGUGGAUGAUUAGGGCCGUUUUAAUUACCCGAUAUAAUCGACAUGGAAUAAUAAAUUAAUCGAACGAAAUUGGACUACAGGCCGAUAAAGAGACAAGAAUUAUGCAUGCAAGAUUUGUGGACCGUGAUGCUGGACGAGUCUCGUGAGACAGCAUUGAAAUGUUAUUUGUCAAUCAAGAAAAAGGGAAGACCCUGAAGUUUUUCGAUUUUCCUAUACCCCCCGUGAGUGCGAGAGAGACGGCGUUAUGGGGUCUGACGUGCGAGCGACAAGGACGUACGUAUCGUUUGGUAAAAUCCCUGGACGAAUACCCUUCGACAAUUGGCUAUUCGACGUUACACCAGUCUUUGAAAGUUCACAAUAGUGGCGCUGCUGUCGCUCACAGUUAUCGUGCUUACAGUACGUCCUUCCUUCUCUAAUUCAGGGACCCCGGACUAUAAAUGCCAAACACAAUAGAGAUCCUCAAACUAGUUGCUAUCAAUCUCUAUCAGUGGCUCCCUCGUGCCGUGUUUGUAUAUAUCAGCUAUACACAAUCUAAGGAUAUGUAAAUACCCAUAAUUGACCAACUAGGAUGAGCGAAGGGCCAUGAACGAAACGUGCAAACAGGUUGAUUCUGCAUAUACAUGCAUAUACAAAGGGUUAAUAAUACUGGAUUGUAUAACGUUAUGAAAUAUUAAUUACAGGAUAAGGUCAACAGUGAUUAACAAGAGUGAAACUAAAAUUGAAAUGACUUUCUCAACUGUCAAUGCGUAAGGUUGAUAUACUUGGUGUCUAAAAAAAAGAAAAAAAGAAAAAAAAUGGCCAAACGGUUCCACACAGUGUCUAUACCAACGUUCCAAUAGGUAACAACCAAAGUUCAAUGUGUCUCCUGGUGACUUAUUAUUAUUUGAAGCUUGUAUGCUUCGGCUGAAUCAUACUUUCUGAAAGCCUCGGGGUAGGAGAGCUUUGCUCCUGGUAUGUGUAAUGGUGGAAACGGUCCAGCGUUCUCUGAAACCCUGAGAUCCCUUAAAACCGUUGGAUUAACGAGCGGAAAGGGUGUGUCCUGGGAUAUAUCCAGUUAUGAUGUAUGUUACGAGACCGUUGGUGCUGUCGUGGACCAAGUUUGUGACGUUCCAACGUUAAGCCAUCCACGUGGAGUGAAAAAUCAGGGUGGCGACUGGGGUUGUGGUGGCUGGAGAGAGUGGAAAAGAAUUUUUUUUUAAUAUGGUAGCGAAAAAGUAUACCAAUAAAAAUAAUCAUUGAAACGAGGAACCUGACCAGGAGUCGUCCUAGGAUCAUCCGAUGGGAACGGUGGAUGAUCCGUGAAAAAAAGAAAGAUAAAAUUAUUAAUUCUUAUGAAAAAAAAAAAAAAUGACGUGCGAUGUUGAGAAAGAGGAGAGGCACUACCGAUAGAUUCCUGGAACGUGGCACAAAGGCCUUCUUCGUGGAUUUCGAGUCGUCCUGAUAAUCUUCCUUGGCAAAAUCUUCAGAACAUCCGGAUCCGGAGUUCGUAUAUCCUUUUUGGAAGUGAGACAUAUCCUGCGUCCCUGAGCUGAUGUCUACAGUGAAUGAUUCUCAUUUCCAUUUUAGUCCGGUACCAUACCGUCCUGAAGUCGGCCGCUGAUCUUGCUCGGAAAAGGAUAUGGUACACGGAGAAGGCGAAGUCUCUGCUGUGAAUGAUAACAGGACUUGUACUUGUUUGAUUAGACGGACGAUAAGGAGGUGGAUAGGAAAAGCGAGGGACAGUGCUGGAAAAGAUAGAAGAGAAUGAGGGGAGGGGUCGGGGGGGUCCUUUUGAUAGGAUUCGAUUAAGGGAGGGGCGUUUAUUCGUUAAGAGGAGCGUGGAGAGGAAAGUUGGGUUAAUUAAGAAAUUGGACCGAGAGAGGGAGGCUGCUGCUUCCUUGGAAGACAUAGAAGUCGGAGGUGGAGCGUGACGUCGUAAUAGAGAGAGAGAGAGAGAGGAGUGGGAAAAUCAGUGAAACCGGAAGUGGGGAGGGCGAGAAGAAAUUAACCGGAAGAGAAAUGGCAGCUGGCUCGGCGGUAGCCAUGAUAGGUGCCAAUCUGAGAUUCGGCAUUGGCGCUUCCGGCAACGUCACUUCCAACGCCACAAAAGUCUUUCAGUGUCAUCCUGGAGGCGUCACGGAGGCUACUGUAAUAUUUAGUUUAGGCGCCCUUGGAAUGGGUGCUAAUAUUAUACUGAUGGCCCUUAUACUGACCAAGCGACAGCUGCGAAGAUGGUCCCAGGGUCUGCUGUUUCAUCAGGCAAUGGUCGACUGUGCCAGGGCAGCUAUAUUGCUCCCACUUGGAUUAAGUAUUCUGAAUUGUCAACCGGUGAACAAGUGCUCUUUGGUAGAGACAGCCUUCCUACUGUUAGUCACUGUCUCCACAGUGAACAUGCUGACUACGGUGCUCAAUGACAGUCCAGUAUUUCCUGAAAGCGAAGAGGAAGCUGACUUGACAGCGCCAUUGCUGAUGGAUUCCCCCCAGUGCGUCCUCUUUGGUACGUUCAUGAUAUGGUUUGCCAGCAUCACCAUCAAUCUGGGUCCUACAUUUUUGAGUGGGGCCCUUGCCGCCAAUACAGAGACCGGUCACAAUGCACCAAGCUGUCCACUGGUUCACGGUCCAUUUCGUCAUUAUAUUUUGAAUGUUUUGUGGAUUGUGAUUAACGUCAUUUGCGUAGCCCUCACGUUAUUUCACCUGAGGAAGCUUCACAGGGAUCUGACUAAGGCAAACGUGGAGGCAGUACGUGUGGCUGGUCUUGUUACGACCCUGGUCAGUGUUACCGGUGGACACGGUGGUUCUAAUGGAUUAAUCGAUGGCUGCGCUACGAGCACUAGGGACGGCACGACGCCCAAGAGAACCGGCGCCAUGGAGGAGCAUCGCAAGAUGAGAAAUUAUCUGAGAAGAAUGGAGCGAGAGGGUGUACAGAGAGUCAGGAUGUUCUUGGUUAUAACUGCAGCCUACGUAAUCUUCUGGGGUCCCUUGUUCCUAGUUACCCUGGUCCAUCAUCCUCUGAUCGGCAAUCCUACGGGCUACGAGGUCACUCUACACAUUGCCUACGUACACGCUUUCGUGAACCCAGCACUCUUCCUGACCUUGCACCGUGGCCUGAGACAGGGCAUGUCGGACGUAUGUUGCGGAUGCUGCGAAAGCAUAGCACGAUGGAUACUAGGAUCUACUACGAGUAGUCCAAUACAAACGGUACAACCGCCCCGUUAUGAACCACCCUUGAGAUUACCCUCACCACCUGACCCUCCGUUACCAUCGUCAGGAGCUAUCUGCGACCUGACUGACGUGGCACUCUUGAAACCACCUCUACCACCAGCGGCAAAGCAUCUGCUUAGGGAUGACUCCAUGUCUGUACCACCUGAUCCUUGGAGCCUCGUCACAAGACCAAAAAGCACUUUGACUCUGUACGAUGAGGAAUUGAACAGAAGACCAAGUUUGCUUUUACCACCGCCACCAGAAUUGAAUGACUUGACUUCACCAAUCAGUCCAUCGAGCAGCGACCUGCCCAGUGAAUAAAUCUUCAUGGUCCCAGAGAAAAAAAUACAUAAUCCAUCCCUUCUGCGCCUGUCUUCAGGCAGGUAGACAGUUCGGAAUCGAAAGAAGCAAAAUAUAUAAAAACGUCCAUGCUCAUUGCAUCACAAUUGGCAUUGAUUGUUCAACUGUUCAUCUUACACACUGUGAAACGCUUUAAUACUCAACAAGAGUACCUGCUGAAUUGUCCAAGGAAUUUGUCACAGUACCCAAUAGUACUCUUGACCUUCCAUUGGAUCCUGAAGUACCCGAUGUUGCCAGAUGGAACAAAGAUGAGGAAAAAACAAAAAAAAAACCAAAAAAAAAUACUUCCAAAUAAUCUUGCACAAUCUCUCAGACAGGGAUUUUACCUACUUACUCCUAGUGGCAACAGAGACAAGCAUUUGUCUCUUACCUUUAUAUCAUAUUGUCUAAGGAAUUUAAUGUACGUUGUUCGACUAUACGAAUCAGUCACUCAUUCUUUUUCAAUGGGUAAAUUACUAUUGCCCGACGAUUUCUUAUGAUUCAAAGGUUCUAAUUGUCUUUUGCAAGAUCGUUCAGUCAUCCUCUAAAAUCAAAGUAUAGUAAAGACCUACGUUGUACGUUUACCGUGUAGAGCCACAGGCGUUGACAAAGCGUCAUCGUUAAAUAUUUAAAGAGUCAGAAUAUUUAAGAAGCCAUUGAACAGUGUAAAGGCAAAUCUUGACAGACUGAAUUUUUGCAUCAAUAUUUUAUUGCAAUUUUACCUACACGAUACUCGCAGUCCACUAGUUACACGGAGCUUGUAUCAUAUUAUUUAAUUUUCAUAUGAAAUUAAGUUCACAGCCAUGUUCAAUCUUUCGAUUCAAUCAAAAGCAUAGCUGUCACUUGCGAUUAUACGAUUUUCUAAGUGUGUCUGUGAUUGUUAAUUGGGGGGAAGUAUUACUGUAUAGUACAUAGUUACUAGAAAUUAAUGUCAGGGUCGGAGCAAACUAUUAUAGAAUAUAAUAUAAUGAGAAAGCAUAUGAUAUAGUUCCUUAUAGCUGGAACCAAGCAUAGGGGUGCACUUAUAUUUCACAAAGAGUAGGAUUAGUUUAUGUAACUAAUAUUAUAAGGUCUGCUGUGAGAUUUUUCAAGGCCAUGAAAGGGGAAUGGAUUUAAUGAAUUAAUAGUUAAGAUAUUUUUUAUUAUACUUUUUAGAGAGUCUGUCAGAAAUUGAGUUCUGAGCGGAGCUAACUCUUCAAAGAUAUUUCGAAUAAUUUUUUUCAUACUUUGGACUACACGUGCAUCGAAUUUCCAACGAUUAAAUGAAGAUGCGAAGACAGGAAAUAAAUUCUCUGAUUCUUUGUGGCUCUUUUUUUCUUCGUUAUCAGUUCACCCGCGAGGAGUGAUUUAAAAAAAAUAUUAGCAGCUGUUCCCCUCACAAGUUGCUUAAUAAGAGAAAGACCCUCACGUCUGAGACCAUAAAGCACGAAAUCUAAAAAAAUGUCCAAGUAAAAGAAAUUCUAAAAUAAAGUUAGGGUAGUUGGUAUACAUCGGUCUAGCUGCGUCAUAUCAGUGGAUAAUCAAUUUUUUUUUCUUAUGACAAAAUUUCAAUGAUUCAAUCACUUGUCAGUUUUGUCCGGACAUACAGGUUUCAUGUAAAAUCAAUGUGGAUCAAUCGAUAGAUUGUUUCGUUUAGUCGGAUUCAUAGGAAUUGCUCACUUUAAUCUAGUCCGCCCACCAGAUAAUUACCGAGAAAACUUGUCAAUUAGAAUCUAGCUAAUUUUAAAAAUAAAAAGAGAAAACGAUCGCCUAACCCUUUCGAUACGUUGGAAGUCAGUGGAGCUGCUGGAAGCCGUCGACCGUAGUCGAAGAUCGUACCAAAAGGGUUAAGGCGACGUAAAAUAACAGAAUUUAUCAAAAACAAGUAAAUUAAAUGUCUAUUUAAAAAAAAGGGUGAAAACGACAGGAAGAUCACACUGCACGAUUUGUAAGACGCUUCCGCUUUUCACAAUAAAAAAAGCACGUUUGUCAAGUGAAGAGAAAAGGUUUAGAUAGUAAAAUAAGAAAUCAUAUGCUUUUACAAUUAAUCACGAAAAUUGUGUGUUUUACUUGAACUCAUAGAAGUGCACCUUAAAGUUCGUUAUUCGGGUCCAUUUCUUGAUGUAUACAAUUAAGGCAGGAUCGAACGAGAUCAGCGUCGUCUUGCUUUUGCAAUGUUUCUCAAAAUGAGCAUAAAAAUUUUUCUGCUUUUUUGUCCAAAAAGAAUAUAUAUAUAUAUAUAUAUAUAUAUAUAUAUAUAGAGCAUUCAAAUAGGACAGAUGUAAAGCAUGAUACUUUAAUUGAAAAAAAAGAAGUAUUGUUGCUUUUAAACGAUGGUCAAUUUAAUUAUAAAGAUUUUGUAAAUCCAAAUACUCAAAGUAGACCUAACGUGAACGCGACUUGUCCCAGUCGCAUAGAAUGAAAAUUAUUAAAAGAAGGUAAAAACGAAAGCAAUGAAUGUAUAAAUAAAUCGUGCCUAAAAUAAUCGAAAGCUAAAUAAAAGAAUAAUAAAAAGUAUUAAAAAUUAAAUAAGAGCGUCUAAAGGCGUGAAGAUCUUGUACGACUAUGUGAAUAUAAUUAGAACGUAAGUACGAAUAUUGUAAAAUGAUUUUACAUAAACAAAAGACUAUUGAACAAGAAACUUAAAAGCAGUAAAUGAAUUGUAACAAGAGAAAUAUAUUAUAAUAAAGUGUAAAUAAUAA
Cephus cinctus (wheat stem sawfly) is the source of this 7967-nucleotide messenger RNA. RefSeq lists its product as uncharacterized. The coding region runs from base 3766 to 5268 and encodes 500 amino acids. NCBI's taxonomy places the organism in Eukaryota, Metazoa, Arthropoda, Insecta, Hymenoptera, Cephidae. The record is from RefSeq and is a predicted model, not a curated record. Gene Ontology annotation, molecular function: peptide binding; G protein-coupled receptor activity. Gene Ontology annotation, cellular component: membrane. Gene Ontology annotation, biological process: G protein-coupled receptor signaling pathway. The transcript is spliced from 9 exons.